AUGGAUGAGGGGCAGUCUCAAUUUGUACCUCCUCGUGCACAAGUAGUGCUUGAUUUGGAUCCCGAGGAAGAAUUGGAUCGUUGCGAGGAUGAUCAAGCAGGCACUCAAACUUAUAGCAACCAAACUUCUACUACGAAAAGGAACAGAAAACAAACAUCGGAAGCAUGGGAGUAUUUCAAUAGGAUUAAAGUAGAUGGUGUUGUAAAAGCACAAUGUAAGUAUUGCAAUUCAAUACUUUCCGCUGGUAGUGCAAGUGGAACUUCUCACUUACUUAAACAUGCAAAGAGUGUGUGUUCUGAUAGGCAUUUGAAUCUUGCACAUGGCCAAACUUGUUUGAAAUUUAAAAGUGAAGUUAAUGGAUCAAGUACUUUAGAAUUUAAAAGUAAGGAUAAUGAGCAACCAUUUAGUCAAGAAGUAUCAAGGAAGGAGUUGGUUAACAUGGUUGUUAUGCAUGAGUACCCUCUAGUGAUUGUAGAUCAUACUGGCUUUAAGAGAUAUUCACAUAGCCUUAAUCCAUCAUUCAAAAUGAUAUCAAGGAAUACAUUAAAGAGUGAUAUACUUAGAAAGUACAAUGAAGAUAAGAAAUCAUUGAAAGCAUUAUUGGCGCACAAUGGGAGUAGAAUAUCAAUCACCACAGAUAUGUGGACGGCUUCUAACCAGAAGAAAGGUUACAAGGUUGUAACAUCUCAUUUCAUUGAUCAACAAUGGGUCCUCCGUAAUCGCACUUUUAGGUAA
Messenger RNA from Beta vulgaris subsp. vulgaris (sugar beet), 735 nucleotides. RefSeq names its product zinc finger BED domain-containing protein RICESLEEPER 4-like. Lineage: Eukaryota; Viridiplantae; Streptophyta; Magnoliopsida; Caryophyllales; Amaranthaceae. The transcript has a single exon. The coding region runs from base 1 to 735 and encodes 244 amino acids. The record is from RefSeq and is a predicted model, not a curated record. Gene Ontology annotation, molecular function: DNA binding.